Molecule: messenger RNA, 6854 nt
Organism: Notechis scutatus (mainland tiger snake)
Lineage: Eukaryota; Metazoa; Chordata; Lepidosauria; Squamata; Elapidae
Source: RefSeq, a predicted model, not a curated record
UCGAGCCCGGGCGAAAGGUAACAAAACAAGCGGCGUCUUUUGUAUUGGCUUAAAGGAGCCGCGGUCGGUCGGUCGGUCGGAGCCCCUCGGAGGAGAGCAAAGUAGCAAAAGAAAGGGGGCAAAGAACGGCGGCGCCAAGUGAGGGGCGAAGAAUCCGGGACCGGGCGCUGCCCCGAGGGGAAAACCUCUCGGCGGGGAAAGAGAAUUAGCUAAGAGGAAGAGAACCGGCCGAGAUCCGCGCAGGUUGGAAAAAAACCCCAGGAAGAGAAGCGGGGCAGGACGACGACCCGGUGGUUACGAUGGGAACCUCGUUGGAGGCGCCGGUGGAAGAGGCUGCGGGCAUGAACCGCGCAUAGUCGCUUCGGUGAUGGCUUGAGCGAAGCGGCUGGAAAGUUGCCGGAGAGCUUUUUGCUCUAUGCCCGGCCGGUCGGGAUCCUUUGCCCGGAGCAGCCCCGCGGUGGACGUCGGCUCGAUCCUUUCCCCCCACCGGCCCCUCUCCCGGUGUAAAUCCCCCUUCCCUUCCUUUUGCGCGCAACUUGGCGACCCGAUCGCCAUGUCGAAAGUGAUCCAGAAGAAAAACCACUGGACGGCCAAAGUGCACCAAGCCACGGUGAGCCGCAAUGCUCAGGGCCAGCUCGGGGUCACCGUCCUCGGGGGAGCGGAGUACGGAGAGUUUCCUUACGUCGGGGCGGCCGAGGUCGAAGGGGAGGCGGCGCUGUCCGGAGACAACGGCGAGAGCAAACUUGGCGAAGGGGAGCUACUCUUGGAGGUGCAGGGUGUCCGGGUAUCCGGGUUGCCCCUAUACGACGUGCUGGAAGUUAUCCGGAGCUGCAAGGAGCCCAUUGUUUUCAAAGCCGUCAGACAAGGAAGUCGUCUGAACAAAGACCUGAGACAUUUUCUCAACCAGAGAUUUCAGAAAGGAUCUCCAGAUCAUGAGCUUCAGCAAACUAUUAGAGAUAACCUUUAUCGCCAUGCUGUGCCUUGCACCACACGUCCUCCAAGAGAAGGAGAAGUGCCUGGUGUGGACUAUAACUUUCUAAGCGUACAAGAGUUUCUUGAACUCGAGAAAAGCGGAACUCUUCUUGAAGUAGGAACCUAUGAAGGUAACUAUUAUGGAACACCCAAACCUCCCAGCCAAUCCCUCAGUGGGAAAGUGAAUAAUGCUGAUGCUUUGCAAAAUCUCCCCUCAAGUUCCAAGCAGACAACUCCCAAACGAACCAAGUCCUACAAUGAUAUGCAAAAUGCUGGUUUAGUACAUGCAGAGAAUGAAGAGGAUGACACCCCUGAAAUGAACAGUAGCUUUACAGCAGAAUCCGGUGAACAAGACGAGCACAAUAUACACAGUAUAAGAGAUGCAGCUCUCCCAUCUCUGAAUAGUAGCAUCACCACUGCUUCCACCACGGAACCAUCUGAGAAGCUCCCUCAAUACCUACCUCCUUGUGCAGAGGAACACUUGGGUCCUCUGCCUGAAAACUGGGAGAUGGCUUAUACAGAGAAUGGAGAAGUCUACUUUAUAGAUCAUAAUACUAAAACAACGUCUUGGCUAGACCCAAGGUGCCUGAACAAACAGCAAAAGCCUCUAGAAGAAUGUGAAGAUGAUGAAGGGGUACACACGGAAGAACUGGACAGUGAACUAGAACUACCUGCUGGUUGGGAAAAGAUUGAAGAUCCUGUAUAUGGUGUCUACUAUGUAGACCACAUCAACAGGAAAACACAAUAUGAGAAUCCAGUUCUGGAAGCAAAAAGGAAAAAGCAGCUUGAACAGCAGCCCCCGCCAGCACAGCCUCCACCGCAACCAUCUGAAGAAUGGGCUGAAGAGAAUCCUCCCCUUGCUCCUCCUCCUGUUCCAAACCAUAUUCCCAGUAACCAGGAGGCAGUUAGAGAUGUUCCAGUACAAGGGAAACCAUUUUUCACCCGGAACCCAUCUGAACUGAAAGGGAAGUUCAUUCACACCAAACUGAGGAAAAGCAGCAGAGGCUUUGGUUUCACUGUGGUCGGCGGAGACGAACCAGAUGAAUUUCUCCAGAUAAAGAGUUUGGUGCUUGAUGGGCCUGCAGCACUGGAUGGCAAAAUGGAAACAGGAGAUGUUAUUGUCAGCGUGAAUGACACAUGUGUCCUGGGCCACACCCAUGCUCAAGUGGUCAAAAUCUUCCAGUCAAUUCCUAUCGGUGCCAGCGUGGACCUGGAACUGUGCCGAGGCUAUCCUCUGCCUUUUGACCCAGAUGAUCCCAACACAAGCCUGGUGACAUCUGUGGCCAUUUUGGAUAAAGAACCGAUCAUUGUAAAUGGGCAAGAAAGCUAUGACUCUCCGGCAAGCCAUGGUAGCAAAACAGGGAAAGUCAACGGGAUGAAAGAGCAGAGACCUAGCAGUCCCGCUGAGGUUUCUUCCAAUGGAUCCCACGGCUACCCCAAUGACACAGUCUCCUUGGCUUCUUCUAUAGCAACGCAACCUGAACUCAUAACUGUACAUAUAAUUAAAGGGCCAAUGGGCUUUGGCUUCACUAUAGCAGACAGUCCUGGGGGUGGGGGACAGAGAGUGAAGCAAAUUGUCGACAGUCCAAGGUGCCGAGGUCUAAAAGAAGGGGACCUUAUAGUUGAAGUCAACAAGAAGAAUGUGCAGAAUCUAACUCACAACCAAGUUGUGGAUAUGCUGAUUGAAUGUCCUAAAGGAAGUGAGGUGACACUGCUGGUACAGCGAGGAGGAUUGCCAGCCCCCAAGAAGAGCCCAAAGUCGCAACCUCUUGAACGGAAAGACAGCCAAAAUAGCUCCCAGCACAGCGUCUCCAGCCACCACAGCACCCACACGGCUUCACCGAUUCACAGCACUCAGGUGCUUCCUGAAUACCCUGUUCCUGAAACACCAGCAACAGACCAGCCGGACAACACAGGGCAGAAGAAGCCAGAUCCAUUCAAAAUCUGGGCCCAGUCCAGGAGCAUGUAUGAAAGCCGACUUCCAGAUUAUCAAGAACAGGAUAUAUUUCUCUGGAGGAAAGAAACUGGUUUUGGGUUUAGAAUUCUUGGUGGAAAUGAGCCUGGGGAACCAAUUUACAUUGGUCAUAUUGUGCCAUUGGGUGCUGCAGAUGCUGAUGGUCGCCUGAGAUCUGGAGAUGAAUUGAUCUGCGUGGAUGGAACACCAGUAGUUGGAAAAUCACACCAGCUUGUAGUCCAACUUAUGCAACAAGCUGCAAAGCAAGGCCAUGUCAAUUUAACUAUCAGACGCAAAGUGGUAUUCACAGUCCCCAAAGCAGAGAAUGAGGUUCCCUCUCCAGCUUCUUCUCAUCACAGCAGCAACCAACCAACUUCUUUGACCGAGGAGAAACGCACUCCGCAGGGGAGUCAAAACUCACUCAACACUGUCAGUUCAGGCAGUGGCAGCACCAGUGGAAUUGGUAGUGGUGGGGGAGGAGGCAGUGGCGUCGUCAGCACUGUGGUCCAGCCCUAUGAUGUAGAAAUACGGCGUGGAGAGAAUGAAGGUUUUGGAUUUGUCAUUGUGUCUUCAGUUAGUCGUCCGGAAGCUGGAACAACUUUCGGCAAUGCAUGUGUGGCCAUGCCUCACAAAAUAGGUCGGAUUAUUGAGGGGAGCCCAGCAGACCGGUGCGGGAAGCUGAAAGUCGGGGACCGGAUAUUGGCCGUUAAUGGAUGUUCCAUCACCAACAAAUCACAUUCGGACAUCGUCAACCUAAUUAAAGAAGCAGGAAAUAUGGUUACUCUGCGCAUAAUUCCAGGGGAUGAAACUUUCCAAAAUGCUACAUUCCCACUUCAAAAUCUUAACGCUGGGCUCAUGUUCAAUUCUGCACUUUGGCAAACAGCUCAUUCCACAUUCUUCUAUGUGAUUUUCCUGCCCGCAUUUUACUUUAAUCAUAAGAGUAUUUUAUUUUCACAGAUUGGGGAUGAAAUCCUGGAGAUUAAUGGAGAAACCACAAAGAACAUGAAGCACGCUCGAGCCAUAGAACUAAUUAAAAACGGUGGCCGCAAAGUUCGCCUGUUUCUCAAACGUGGAGAUGGCUCUGUACCGGAAUAUGACCCCAGCAGUGACAGGAGCAGCCCAGCCACAGGUUCACAAAAAGUUUUGGAAGUGAAAAAUAUGCAGUACGACAGACAACACUUACCCUUGGAGCCCAGUUAUCCACCAGAUCUUCACAAAUCACCCCAACAUGGAGAAAAGCGGAUAUAUUUUAAGGACCCCCAAAGCAGCAGAGAGCUCGGCAGACAAUCAAAUGAGCAUCACACAUGGAAUGGAACUUCUAAAAACAGCAAUAGCAUCCCAAUCCGAAAAAAGGAUAGGUCACCCGAAAAAAGGCACGAGCGUCCACCAGAGAGAGUGGCCAUCAAUGGACCAAAACGAAGACCUCCUGAAAAGAGGAGAGAAGGUACAAGAAGUGCUGAAAAUACUCUGGAGAGAAGAGACAGGUAUGAGAGGAGAAGAGAUUUUUCUCCAGAGAAACGAAGAGAACGAUCACCAGCUCACCGACGGGAAAACUCACCCAGCAGAAGAAGACGGUCACUCGAAAGACUUAUGGAUCAGAGGAGAUCACCAGAUAGGAAGAAGGAGAGCUCACCUCCGGAAAGGAGAGCGAAAUCAACGGACAGGAGGAGAGAGCGAACCCCUGAACGAAGAAGGGAGAGGUCUCCCGAUAAACGAAACAAGAAUGGCAGAGUCAGCUUUUGGGAGAAGGAAGAAGGCACCCUGAGAUAUGACACAAACAAAAGUAACAGGCACCCUACGGAACAAAGACGGAGACCCUAUAAAGAGUGCAGCACUGACCUCAGUAUCUAGUGGCUUUUGAAGCCCUACCUACAAUACUUUUGCAGCCUUUCCAGCUUUCAGAGUUCCUAGGAAGGAAGGUAGCAAACCUCAAAUGCCUCUCGCAGCCACCAUACAAUUAAAAUCUUAUCGUCACAACGGAUUCACGUGUUUUGCACAUGGUGUGGACAAUAUUAAAGUAUAUGCAUUUCAAAUCAUAUUUGCCAAAUGUUCAUCCCAAAGUGUGAUGAAAAGUUGUGUUCCUUCCUAACACACCGUUGUGAACAUUAGAUUCAUUGUACUUUUCUGUGGCUUAGUUGUUCCAUUCUUGGUUUUAUGGUGGGCAAGCCAACAGUAGUUAAACAUUUGUGAUCAACCACACUGUUUUUGUUGAUUACUUCAUUGCAAACAUGAAUUUAUGAUUGUCUAAAGAAUGGGUUGGAGGAUUGAUCAGUAAAACUUUGAACUACUGUGGAGGGAUUUUUUCCCUUUACCAAUAACAAACAUAGUUCUCAAACUAAGAUAGCUAUUUGAAGAGACUACUGCUGGGAUGAAGGAUAUUUAUACAGAUCUACACAGCACAAGUGGUUAAGGAAUGUAUAGUGUGUUCCAUUGAACAAUAAGUACUUUUGGGUCUCCUUUAAAAGGAAAUAAGGUGGCCAAGGAUUGGUAGUCAUCAUGCAUGGCAUCAUGCGUAGGAUAAACCAUCAUGUUUGUUCAAUAAUUGUGACCAUUAAUGAAAUUUCACAAAGGCAGCGCCACUGUUUGUUCUUGUUCAACCAGUAAAACCAUUCAGAUGAAAUUGGAGCCUGAAUAGUAUCGCUUGUUUGCCUUGAAAGGGAAGCUGACAUGACUUUGAUUCCUUAUUCAAGAAGCCUUUUAAGGAACAAAUGUUUCUUUCAUAGGCUGAGUUUAAAUGCUUUCAGGCCAGUUUAAGUACUCUUGUUGCCAAAUGGAACUGUUUCUUUGGGUUUCUAAGUUUUUUUUUUAAUUAUUAUUAUUUUACCUUUUUUCCUUUCCACUUUCUGGUGCACUCUUACUUGAGACAAAAGGAAAUAUGUUUGCAAAAUUGUCAAAAAAAAAAAGUUAAAAAUUGUGGUAUGGAGUUCUUGAGGGAAAGCUGUGGUUUGAGCUCUGUCACGAGUGGAAUAAACCUAUUCAGGAUUCUUUUCUGUUGGGUGUUUUCAUGCAGCAAGUUUGUUCGGUAAAUAUACUGUAGUACCAAUAGCAGAAUUAAUGGAUUACUGCCUAGCUGAGCCAAAAAAAAGAAAAAUUGCCGUUACUGUUGGACCACUUUUUAAAACUGCUGCUUUUUAUUUUACAGUGCAUUGAUGUGUACAUGUAAUACUGUUUCACUGGGUUUUUUCCCCUCCAUAUGCUCAUGCACAGGCACAUAUACAUAAAGAAAAUAAGAUUGCAAGUCUAUCACUGUUAUUGCCCUGGUACUGUAAAGAAAAAGGAAAGACAAAGUUGGCUUAUCAUUGUGUAUACAGACUUUAAAUUGUAAUUAACAGAGCCUGUUGAAAACAAACAAAACGAAACUGUUGCCUUUUUGCUUGUAUAAAAGAGACUUUAUGAGAAUUUAGUUGUGAGGAAUGUGCUACGUGUUUAUAUUUCUGGGGGGGAAAUGGAACAAAUUGAUUCACGGGGAUAUAUUUUAAUGUAAACUGAAUCAGGUAUGUAAAGCUGUUUUAACAGAAGACAAUAUAAGUAACUUGGAAGAUUUUUGUUGAUUGGGAUAUCAUAUCAUGUUUCCACCCUUUUGUGGGGUGGAAAAUGACUCUUGGAGGCCUCGGGAUGAGGUUUCUGUUCUUCAAUUAUCAUUUCUUACCAUGUGGUCUAGUUAUAGUGCUGUUUUUCUGUGUUGACGAGAAGCAUACAUGGGCCAAUCUUUUUUAUAAAACCCUAUGCAUAUAUAAAUACGGCAUUGUUCAUAGCUUUAUUUGAAAGAUUGGGUUUAUACAUGACAAUAGUCUAAGUAGAUGUGGACUUUACUCAAUAUAAGAUUCUUUCCUUGGGACAAAAUACAAUGUAUAUGAUGUAGCUACAAUGAAGGAAAGAGUCUCUGAAUGCUAUUUUUAUUAUCAAAUAAAGAUUUCCAUACAAAGCA